Molecule: messenger RNA, 2076 nt
Organism: Akanthomyces muscarius
Lineage: Eukaryota; Fungi; Ascomycota; Sordariomycetes; Hypocreales; Cordycipitaceae
Exons: 9
Coding region: 1-2076 (691 amino acids)
Biological process (GO): DNA-templated transcription; regulation of transcription by RNA polymerase II
Cellular component (GO): chromatin
Molecular function (GO): DNA-binding transcription factor activity, RNA polymerase II-specific; zinc ion binding; RNA polymerase II cis-regulatory region sequence-specific DNA binding
Source: RefSeq, a predicted model, not a curated record
AUGAGUGAACCAACCCAGCCAGAUUCCCGCAAAGAUAAAGAGUGUCGGAUAUGCCAUCGCGUCUUCGCCCGGUCGGAGCACUUGACUCGCCAUUUUAGAACACACACCGAUGACAAGCCCUUCGCUUGCCCAAGCUGCAGUCAGUCGUUUCGCCGGCUAGACUGCGUCGAUGUUGACGGUGCCUGCACCUAUCCACCUUCAACGCCGUCGGCUGCUGCUCAAGCUGGCGGUCGACUGCUCGCAGCUGAAACAACGUCCACGGCGCAGGCGCAGUUUGUAGCGAACACCACGAUAGGCUCUCCCUUGCAAGCACGAUUACAAACCACAACUCCGGGACUACCUCCACAGUACGCGCCACACGAUCAGACCAACGAUUUUCUUCUGGGCGCAAGCAGUGCCAUCGAAUAUACCCAGGCGCCUAUGGUAACAGCGAAUGUACAACCACCAAAUGCGCCGUUGAGUGGGCACGUGGCUGCCCGCGCAUGUAGCGUUGUGGGAUCAGACGCCGGGCUUGCCAAUCCUGAGUGGCUAUCAGCCGACUUCUCUGAAUCUAUGCUGUGGCUGGAUGGUCCUGAGUAUGACGACCAGAACUGGGAGCCAGUUGCGUGGCCGCAAACCCCGCCGGUUGUUAUUCUCUCAGAUUCGUCACCUGGAGGACCCUCUUCAUCAAAUCUUACCCCAUUAGUAAAGGAUUACUUCCUUCGCAAGGCCCGUAUCUCGACCCUGACUCUCGAUCAGCCUGAGUGUAUGUGGUACUCGAGUCAGCCUCCGAGGACGAGCCCAGAUGAGUUUACAACAAACAUCUUUCUCAAUAUUUUUCGCCGUCAUAUCCCGCCGACAUUCGCCCUAUUCGAGGAGCUAGAUCCAUCGGGAGCUGCAAACUCCUCGUAUUGUAUGGCAAUGGCUGCCGUUGGUGGCUUGUUUUGCUCGACUCAAGGCAGCUAUAACGUUGCGAGAUCAUUGUACAACGAUUCUAGAAGGAUUUUGCUUACGAGAGUAAACUGCACGUUACAUUGCUCAGAUCCUAAUUCAGCUUUGGAUCCUACCACGGCUCUACGAGAAGCAAAAACCUUCAUUCUGUUGGAGAUCUAUGGGCUUUGCAGUGGUGACAGGCGCAGCUUCGAAUUCUCAGAAGCCAUGCACGACGACACAACGUGGGCGGUGCGGCGAUAUAUACGACAACAGCAGAAUACGGGCUCAAGCCAACGCAUAAACCUCCGGCUUUUAGAGUGCAUGUAUGUGCUCGACUUGUACCGCGUGUUACUUAUGCGGAGGCCACCUAGCUUGGGCGAAUAUGACAUUGCUGCACUUUGCAGUCAUGACAGGGGCAGCGAAGGUGAAGCCACCGAACUGUCCUCUUUUUCCCGCCUAGUGGAAAGCUUUGUCACACCAGGGUACCCUAUCGACCCUAUAACACUUCAGAGUCACAGUAUUUCUAGUCUUGGAGCACUGAGUGCGUACCUCUGGCCGGUCACUCGCAUGUCCUUCAACCAGCAGACGAGCGGCGGCGGAGCGCCAGCGCAGAACCCCCUUUGGAAGCGGGACUUUGUUGCUCUGGCUUGUGACAAGUGGUGGAACUCCCAUCAGCCGAACAGCGACCCAUUCACUGCGAUUCUAUACCACUGCGCGAAGCUUAUAGUCCACGCGGAUAUCGAACUCCUCGAGAGCUACUUCUCCCGGUCCUUACAGAAGGAGAGGCGAGGCCAUGCCGAACUGGCGGAGUAUAAAAAGGUACGUGCCUGGUCAGCGAGCCACGAUGGCGCCAUUGCUUCAUCGCACGGCAACGCCGUAUUUCUUGUGGCUGAGAGUCUUUGGUGCCGAGAUGGUAAUGAUGAAGGCUCGCUGGCCCAUGGAAGCUACUUGUGGGCUACAACGCAGCCCAGUACCGACCCUCCGCAUAUGCCAUACAUCAUCUACUUUGCGACAUUGGUACUCUGGGCUCAAGAUGUCGCCAGGAGCGGCAGCGAGGAUGCAUUGGCUGGUGUUGCUCUGCUUGCCCAAGGCCAGCGACUACUGAGAAAAUGUACAUCGCGUAUCGCAGCUCUCAUGGAGCGCGUCUUGGGGUCAUGGAACUAG